UAAAAGGAAAGAAAGAAGAAGAAAUUAACAUCAUGGGAUCCAAAGAGCAACAAAAAGCAUUGCUCAAUCAACAGUUGGAGCAACUUGGUUCAAUUACUAAUUCCCCUUCUGUGAAUAAGACAUCAAUCAUUGCCCAUGCAUCAAAGUAUAUAGAAGAAUUAAAGGAAAGGAUUGACAAGUUAAAUGAAGAUGUUUCAACUUCACAACCUUCUCAUCAUGACCAUGAAGAUGCCUUGCCAGAGGUUACCGUAGAAACCCUAGAGAAGGGAUUCAUAAUAAAUGUGUUUUCAGAAAAGAAUUGCCCUGGUUUGCUAGUCUCAAUAUUGGAAGUCUUUGAAGAGCUUGGCCUUGAAUUAUUGGAUGCUAGGGUUUCUUGUUCAGAUUGUUUUCGACUUGAAGCUGUUAGUGAUAAGGAAGGAGAGAUUGAAUGCGUAGAUGCCCAAAUGGUAAAACAAGCAGUCUUGGAAGCUAUAAGGAAUUGGAAACAACGCAAUCAACAAGUUUAAUUUAAUAACCUUUACUUAUGUUAUCUUCUCCAUCUGUUCUUUCAACAAAAAAAGAAAUCAAAAUUAAAAAAAAAAAAUGAAAAAAAGGCAAAUAAGCAAAAAGGAAAAGUCCUUUUUGUAAAUUCUGCAUUUUAUGGAUUAAUAUUAAUCAACAAGGUCAGAA
This is a messenger RNA of Solanum verrucosum, 669 nucleotides long. RefSeq names its product transcription factor bHLH61-like. Gene Ontology annotation, cellular component: nucleus. The transcript is spliced from 4 exons. Gene Ontology annotation, molecular function: DNA-binding transcription factor activity; sequence-specific DNA binding. Gene Ontology annotation, biological process: regulation of DNA-templated transcription. Lineage: Eukaryota; Viridiplantae; Streptophyta; Magnoliopsida; Solanales; Solanaceae. Bases 33 to 506 code for a protein of 157 amino acids. The record is from RefSeq and is a predicted model, not a curated record.